This is a messenger RNA of Filobasidium floriforme, 3646 nucleotides long. RefSeq names its product fungal-specific transcription factor domain-containing protein. Bases 334 to 3324 code for a protein of 996 amino acids. Gene Ontology annotation, molecular function: DNA-binding transcription factor activity, RNA polymerase II-specific; DNA binding; zinc ion binding. The record is from RefSeq and is a predicted model, not a curated record. The transcript has 19 exons. NCBI's taxonomy places the organism in Eukaryota, Fungi, Basidiomycota, Tremellomycetes, Filobasidiales, Filobasidiaceae. Gene Ontology annotation, biological process: regulation of DNA-templated transcription; DNA-templated transcription.
UCGCAACUCGUCACCACAUUCAACCCUGACAUGGUUCCCUUUACCAUUCAUUCGAACACAAGGCCGUACGCCUCAACAUCAGCCGACAUCCCUCAAAGAUAGACUGGUCAUAUAUUGUCGUCAAGUCCCAACACAAAAGGGAGAUCCUGCUCGCGCAGAGACAGCGGUGGAUUGACGUCCUUUGGUUCUGGCGAAAGCGAAAGGGAAGGAAUCCGGACUAUACCGCAGCAACCCGUAGACAUGAACAAGAAAGGAAUUGAGGCGAAACUUUCCCUUCGAUCAAAACACAGAUUCGCCUGGCUAUAGCGGUCCGGACGCAAGAACAGGAUCGAAAUGCAAGGAUACCGGGACGAUCCAGGACCGUCAGGCAUUUACACAGGAUCAGGCUCGACAGGCAUGAACCAGUCUACUACCCGAAACACCACUACAACGCAGAGGAGAACUUGGAGGGCGUGCGAGAUUUGUAGGAAGAGAAAGAUCAAGUGUGAUGGAGAGUUUCCGUGUUCCUUUUGCGAACUCAAUGACAAGGCGUGCGAUUACAAGGUGGUGAACGACAAUGCCGCUUCACAUCGUGCUCAAACUGCCGCGGUAGCAGAGCGAUUGGAGAGGAUGGAAGAGAUGCUAGAACGUCUCAUGCCCCUAGUCGACUUGGUUCAAGCUAUGCAACCAAACCCUUCCUCUACCAGGGACGAGCAGGCCGGGACUGGUACAUCAUACGCUCCUACAAGCGGAUCGACCAGCGGACCGCCUCGACAACAUAUUCACGAACUCGCAGGCAAUCAAAAGAUCGGACAACCGGGACAAGUUGGGGCUCUACAGGCCCUCGAAAAAUUUUCUCGUCGACCUUUGCCUCACUCCUCAAUGUCACAGUCGAUAAUCAAACCAAUGAGAUCAGUGACACAGCCGGUCACAAUGCGGGAUAGUACGCCGCAGUCAGUGCAUUCGUAUCAUACGGGCUUGUCGAGCAGGAUCGAUGGCUUGCCGGCUCCCGUUCCUGGUACAACACUCACCGGCUAUGUGACUUCAGAUACUCGCUCAGGGAUAAGAUCGCUGCGACAAGUUGACUUGCCGAGUUGGAAACAGAGCCAGUCUCUUCAGCUGGAUCAAGGUUAUCCAUUGGGAUCGAAUGACAUUUUUUCCCCUCUCGUCGGAGGCGUUCAAGGACCUGGUCCAGUAACAACAAGUAACAUGUCUGUUGACGCCAUUCAUGGUGAAGUUGAGGGAUACAAUCGGGACAUAUCGCCUAGCCGGUAUGGACCAAGGGAAUCGCAGUCGGCGGCACAAGAGAAGGAUAAAGACUUGCCUGCGACUUGGCAAGAGAGAUUAGCCGGAAGGAUGGGCAAGGAUAACAGCGGUCACAUGAGGUUUCAAGGAGGUCCAGCGACGUUUUUGUUCAGUGAUGCCGUUGCAGCUUUACGAAGUCCGAUCGAAAGGCGCGUGGAUCCAGAUGCCCGGACAGUCGGUUCGAACGAUGCGAUAUCUGAUGGGACGAUAGAUCUGGACGAAUUGUAUUUCAAGCCAUGGGCACAAUUUCGAAGUCUGCGAGGCUUGCCCCCGCCGGAACAGGCAAGAUUUCCGCAUAGCAGGAUUUGCGAUUUCCUGGUCCAGACCUAUUUUGAGCGAUUACACCCACUGUUUCCUAUCAUCGAUAGACCUACUUUUCUGCUGAAGUACAACGAGACGAUGACAAUGCGGGCCAAUGGCGCCUUUGUAGCAGACAGCACCUUUCUGUGUCUCCUGUUCGCUGUCUUCACCGCCACUGCUCAAGUCGUGAGGGAUCACAUGAGAGAGAAGGAAGGCCUGAAUUGGUCUCUACAAACUGUCGGGUUGGAGGUCUACGAACAGACUCUGUACUUGCUUUGGUAUCACACGGGGGAGUUGACAAUAGAGCACGUCAGUUCGUAUGCGCUCUUGGCAUCGACCAUGGCCGGAUGGAACUCUCUAUCUCAAGCUUGGAUCUUUGCCGGCCAAGCCUGUCGCGCGGCACAAGAUCUAGGGUUACACAGGAGUCCAGAAAGGCUACGGCUAUCGAGCCAAGCCAAGGAUCAUCGCAGACUCGUCUGGUGGUGUGUAUAUGGCCUUGAUCGCGCACUUUCGAUUUCGAUGGGUCGUCCUAUGGCUUGCUAUGAUGCGGAUUCCGAUGUGGAAUAUCCUCGACAAUCGUCCAAAGAGCCGACGGUGUGGGAUGACCCCUCUCUUACCGAGGACUCCGAUCUAGUCACAGCCUUCAUUGAGCUCACUCGCGUGCACGCUCUAGCGGGCGAGAUAGAGAGAGACGCGCAUUCCCUCCAGUCGUUACGUGGGUAUGAUGAUCCUAGUCAAUCCCAGAGGCUACAUGGUGUCGUCUCCAAGCUUGACGCCGACAUGGACGCUUGGGUCAGGCGUCUACCUGACUGUGUCCGCCUUGCCGAGAAUGUCCCCGCAUCGAGGGGCGUUUUCCUCUUGGCCAUGCUCGGUCGCAUUACCCUCUUCGCCGCGACAAUCAAUCUGCACCGCCCCUUUAUACCCGAGCAGAUUGGGCAGAACCAGGACACAACAUCCUUGAUGAAGUGCAUCAGCGCAGCAAAAGGAUGCAUCUAUGCAGGCGGUCAAAUCAAACAGAUCAUUCCGGCCUCCCACCACUGUCAAUUCCUUGUGCACUAUCUCACUAUUAGUGCCGCCAUUCUCCUUCGGUGCACUAGCUGGUUGACCGACGUAGACCUCGCCACCGACAUGAUCAAGGAGGCAGACUCGUGCUACAAUAUUUUGCUCGAGCUAGAGACCACAUGGCGAGGAGCAGAAAAAAGUGCUUACAUCGUUCACAAGUUGAUCCGACUCUGCAAGGCACGCUUGGCAGAGCAACACCGGGGCCAGCCCUCGCGUAGCGUAACACCACACAAGAGGAAUAGAUACGACAGCGAUCUCGACACAGAUCACGUUCAAAAGCGCUCGAGACAUUCUCCACCCGUUGAGGGUCUGCCUAUCCCCAUCUUUGAAUCCAUUCCAGGAGGCAAUGAUCUCAACGCACCGCCUGGGCCGCUAGAACCGACCGAUAACAUGUCGAACCCGCAGGUAGCUGCCAUGUCAUAUUUCCCUCCCGCGAUGGACCUUGGCUACAACCCGUCCACAGGAACACAAAACCUUUCCGGACUGCUCGACGUGUUCCUUGCCGACAGUACAAACGGAAGACCUCCACCGGGUUACAAUCCUCUCAACAUACCUCCGGGACCAAUCGUCCAACCGGACCCUACAAUAUUACAGCAUCAACAGCCAGCAUUCAGAAAAGCUUUAUACGACGACUCGUUCCUGUACGAAUUUCACGACACAACGCAACGACAUCUGUAAUGAUUAGAUCCGGGCGAUACGCGGAGCCCUGUCGUAGCCAUGUCACACACGUUUCCUUAGAAUAUGGUGGACGAGAAGGUCGCAGAUCUCACAUGUGUACCUCAGUGGUCAGUAACCUGUUUUCACAGCCUCGACCUGAUCGACGGGCGAUUUCUCGCGUUUCAUGUUCUCGGUAGGAUGACGCGGCCGGAUCUCGCGGAAGCUGUCACGUGUCUUGUGUUGCUGGCGAUCGGCUUGUCCCGCUUGUUGUUUGUUCUCCGUUCUCACCAAGUUCAUCAUCCUCUAAGGGCAGCAACUCCCGAGCUUGGUCAAGCAUGCUUCU